GUGCAUCCGCCACCAUCCCCACGAACAUCGUGUUGCCAACUGCCCCGUGUGCAGGUAAAGCGACACACAUAUGGGUGUGAAUGGGUCGUUCAACAUGUCCCCCUGCAUUCGGAAGUGCGUCGUGUUGAUCAGGAGGGGGACUGCGGAGGCUGACAUCCAGGCCAACCACGGCGUGAGAGAGGUCAUGGUUUCCCUCCUGGCGGUUCACAUGCAAACGGUGAGACAAACAAACCGACACACACCGUGACUACGACAGCCAUGCUCAUAUCGUGUGUGUGUGUGUGUAUGUGUGUGUGACUGUCUUCUUGGCAGGUGGAUCUGCCGAGGGGCACUUCGCUAACCCGACAGCAGUACCACGGCCUGCUGGGACUGCUGGGCGACCACACUAUGAAGCUGCAGUCCGUCUACCGGUAUGUGUGCAGCCGACAAACACAAGCAGAGGGAGAGGAACAAAGCAUCGUCUGCGUGUGUACGUCAGGUCAUUCCGUGACGGCACCUUUGUCGCCGAUCUGAAAAAGUUCUAUGCGGAUGAGAUAGAGGUGCUGCACGUGUGCACAUUUGGCGUAGCAUGAGCUGCUGCUUGAAUGUGAGUGUCGGGUGUGCGUGAGAGACAUAACAGACCUAUCAAUGAUUUCUUGUCUACAUUCCGUCCGUCCAGUUGAAUCCAUCAGCCAACCACACAUAAACUCACCACCCAACAGGCAGACAAGCACGUAAUCCAUGGUGAUGCGCUUGCUGCGGGGUGUCAGCCACAGACCUCUCAGCUGUUUGAUCAUGUCUGUCUGUGUUUGUCUGUUUGCUUGGUCAUCUCUUUGACUGUUUAUCUGUUUGUCUGUCUGUCUGUCUGUCUGUCGA
Vitrella brassicaformis is the source of this 855-nucleotide messenger RNA. Lineage: Eukaryota; Vitrellaceae. The record is from the annotation of a GenBank genome assembly.